This is a messenger RNA of Setaria italica (foxtail millet), 862 nucleotides long. RefSeq lists its product as uncharacterized. The record is from RefSeq and is a predicted model, not a curated record. Lineage: Eukaryota; Viridiplantae; Streptophyta; Magnoliopsida; Poales; Poaceae. Bases 148 to 630 code for a protein of 160 amino acids. The transcript has a single exon.
GUUGGGGAAGGCCGUUCGUCUGUUUUCUCCCUAAAAACAAGGGUCACCAUCCACAAAAUGGCAAGAGCUCCUUGGCGGUGCCUCCUGAACGUUAGCUGUUGAGCCAUGCAAAGCCAACCUCUCCUUAAAUCCCCCUGUUAAUGCGCCAUGAAUUCCCCAACGCUCCUCCGCCACCACUCCGCCCAUCAAUCGCCGUCGCAAAUUCCCGGUUCCUUCCGCGCCCGUGAUCCUGUCGCCGGACCACCACCGGUGAGAGAGCCAGCAGCGAGACCAACCAACCAACGCAACCCAACCAUGGCGGCGGCGCCCGUGCGCGCGUGGCUGGUGGUGCUGGCGCUGGCGUGCGCGCUGUUGCUGCUGGGGUCGGCCGGCGGCGCUGAGGCGGCGCCCGCCCCGCAGUCGUCGGAGCACGCGGUGUCGUCGGGCGCGCACAAGCCCAAGUGCGAGCACGGCGCCGUGAACGACAAGGCCUGCCGCGUCGGCGCCGUGCACGACCCGGAGAACCAGGAGGAGGAAGGCUUCAGCGUCACCGCCAAGGCGCCCACCGGCGCGUCCGACAGCGACAGCGACGACGACUACAACGACCCCGACGAGCCCAACGAUGACCAGCUCGUCGUCGUCGGCCACUGAUGGAUCGAGCCGCCGGUCGAGAUGGAUCAAUGCAAGCAUGCAUGAAGGAGAUGAAUGAUGGAUUAUUGGAUUGGCUAAUGGAACCCGCCGGUGUUAGUUCAUGAUCUUGACGGGUCGACACUGAUUGGACUUGAAUGUUGUUUGAUUGUGUUUCAUUGAUUGUUCUUGUUAACUAGUGUGUACGGUAAAUUGCUUAAUGCUAUUGAUCACCAAGUGUGCUGUGAAGUGUGAA